Messenger RNA from Thelazia callipaeda (thelaziosis nematode), 723 nucleotides. NCBI's taxonomy places the organism in Eukaryota, Metazoa, Nematoda, Chromadorea, Rhabditida, Thelaziidae. The record is from the annotation of a GenBank genome assembly.
AUGCGGUUAUUAUUGGCAGUUCCUCGGUUAGUACCACGAACGACUAGUUUCGGAUUUAGUAGAGGGAAGGCAUCUGCAAACUGGCCCCUUAAGAAGCCACGAUCAUAUCGCAGGCGUUUGUACGAUGCGGCACUCGAACCUAUGGUACCGAAAGUUCAAAGUGUGUGCCCUUCGUUUAAGGAAGUGAACGAUUAUUUCAAGGAUUUGAAAUCUUCCUUUGAUAUGGCAUUAGUGAAACACAUUCGGAAUAUAAUCAGGAGCGAAGGUUAUCAAGUUAUGGGGAUUUGUCACAGACUUGCUGUUAAACAGCGCACUGAAUGGCUGUUACAUUUUCGAUUACGACUGAAAGGUCUCGAUGCUCGGGAUUAUGGGAACAGAAUCAUGAGAAAAGUAUUUGAAGAUACACCCUUGAAGUCACUGAAUGAUACAAUAUUUGUAGCCGCCAACUGUCAGAUUUUUGGUAAAGAUAUUAACGCGAUUAAAACAAUUAUCACUGAAUGCAGAAAUAUUGACUGGCUAAUACCAAUAGGUAAUUUAUUUGAUAUUUCUGUCAGUGUUACCGUUGAAGAACUGUGUAAAUUGCCAUCAUUAGAAGAUCAUCGCGCGCAAACAAUACAAUUGUUGUCACUGCCGUCUAGCGAAUUUAUUUCGACUAUAAGUUAUCACAUGCUCCACCUCAUUAGCACACUUAACUGCAUAGGGAAUAAAAAGUCCUCACCUUAA